Molecule: messenger RNA, 2598 nt
Organism: Phycomyces blakesleeanus NRRL 1555(-)
Lineage: Eukaryota; Fungi; Mucoromycota; Mucoromycetes; Mucorales; Phycomycetaceae
Product: Zn(2)-C6 fungal-specific transcription factor
Exons: 6
Coding region: 1-2598 (865 amino acids)
Source: RefSeq, a predicted model, not a curated record
AUGUAUCGCCAAAAAUUAUUUACUAGUGAGAAUGAUCUCAGAAAACCUUUUGUUCCAACAAAACGAGUUGAUCUCUGCUCCUUUAAAAGUCAAGAAGAGUUGUAUAAGCUUAUAGAAAAGCAAUGCACCGAAGACGGAUUACCACUUGUCAUUGCUAAUGUUGACUGUCAUCCCAAAUGGAAGGCCGAUUUGCUUAGCCUAGAUCAUCUCAAGAAGUUUCAUGGAGAUUCUGUUCUUGAUUUAUAUUCUAUGCGAACGAGAUCAAUCGACAAUAAGCGUACAAUGAAAGAGUAUAUUGAAGCACUCCAAUGGUCGGCUAAGAAUUUAGACAUCAAUUCAAACCAAAAGCCUCACAAAAAGGACUGUAUAAAAAGUGUAAGGCGUCAAAGCUCACAACGACUGCAAAAGACGCGACAGGUGCCAGAUCCAUGUUUACUAGAGCCACUAGUCGACGCAUCUAUAGACCCUACUCAAAACUCUCUUUCUUCUGUCAAAACAUCUACUUCGUCCGCUAAUAAUACAACAGAUAAUGGAAAUAUCGAGACUUUUACGAAAAUUACCCUAGAGAUUGACCAAAUAGACAGCCCUGAUCUACCGGAACUCUCCUCUACAAUCAUCUCUCCUGUCGAAAAAGAAAAAGAAGUAACUGUUAAUACUGAAAAUCCAAGCAAUAACAGUGAUAUCGUCCAGCAUACCGAGCUACAAACCCCCACAUAUUCGAUAUCCCAUUCUUCUAUGGCUACCCCUCCCGCCGAUGACAUCAAAGAUACUAAACAUGAAUUGAUUGAUGAGGAAACUUCUAAUUUAUCAGCAGCAGAAAUCAAACGCAAAACUAACACAUCAUUACUAUACGGAAAAGACAUAUCUUGUCCUACGGAGUAUAAGGAUGUUCUUGAAACAAUUCUUCCAGAAUAUUUACUUUCACUUGGAAGCUGCGAUUUGUUUAACUGUUUACCGGAAGACAUGCAGGCAGAAAAUCUUAUGUGUUAUCUUGGAAGCAGUGGUACUGGCACGGCUAUUCAUAGAGAUCUCUGUGGUACUUUUGGUCAUAACCUUAUGACAUAUGGUGACGAUGGUGCUUACUCAGAAUGGCUCAUAGUUGAAGAUCGUUUUCGAGAUCAACUCACCAAAGUCCUGCAUUCUCCGGACAGCAAACGCUCAAAAGACAAUGAUGAUCACUCAUAUAACAUGACUGACCAAACCAGUUCAUUCGUUGAAAGCGAUCAAGCAUGGGUGAACUUGAAAACACUUAGAAAUGCUAAUAUCAAGACUCAUGUCAUUUUGCAAAAACCUGGGGAUCUAGUACUUAUCCCUAGUCUUUGCUACCACCAAGUACGUAAUCAUGGAAUUUCUAUGAAGGUCGCGUGGAACAGAGUUACACCACAAACUUUGGAGCUUGCUUUGAAAUUUCAACUUCCAAUUUAUCAAACAAUUGCGCGCCCAGAAACCUACCGGUGUAAAUCAAUCAUUCACUUGACUCUCGAAAGGUGGUUGGAUAUAAUCAAGCCAUUUUCACAGAAAAGAGGGGGAUCAGAUGUUCAAGACUUCUUCUCUAUUCCACUAUUCGAAAGGGGUAUUGAUGUAUUUGUCAUGGAAUGUAGAAUCAUGUUGCAUUUAUAUAGCGAGAUGAUUCGACCUGAGAUUAUUGAACCCAUUCCUUCUGAGGAUAUUCGAGAAUCAAUCUGCAAACCUACAAAAGACGUCAAGCCACACACUCUGAAAUGUGAUUUCUGUCACUGCGAUAUUUUCUUACGAUUCUAUCACUGCGAUAACUGUCUGGACAAGGAAGGAAAAUGUGAAGGAUAUGAUAUAUGCCUUGAGUGCUACUCACAAGGCAGGACUUGUCAACAUAUGGAUGAAUUAGUUAUGCAGCGAACAAGUCUUAGUCUCGAAAACUGCAUUACUCUUUAUAAUUCAUUUAUUAAGACAAUUAAUAGUAUCCUGAAAGAUACGAGUCUUACACCUCUAUUUUAUAGUAAUCUUGAGCAGAAGAUUUCUGUUACGACUACGUCCGAAUUGUAUGGCUCAAAGGGAAUUGAGCUUCGCGGGCUAUUUGGUAGGGAGCCAUGCUAUAAGCUCGAGUAUAAACAAAAUGGAGAAAAUAUAUACACCUGUGAUGAGUGUGUUAAACACUGCCAUGGAUGUCGCCCCGUCUCUGUUAAACCAAAAAAAGCUCAAGAAAUGGUAUACUAUAUUCCGCCUUUUUAUGAUCCACGAAAUUGGGGUGGUGUAACUGAUAAAGGAGUAUACCAAACUAUUUCCGAAACAAAAAGAGACGCAACAGAGCAAAUUCACAGAUGCCUUGAUCUUGCUUUGCUAGACGACGAAUGUCUUCAAGAAGAAUUCAAAGGUCGGAUUGUAGGAUCGCUCCUAAAAAACAUGCGCCCUAAAACUGUAAAACGUAUACAAAAUGAUGAUAUCGAUGAGCUGAUCCAAGUUGCUACAAGCAGCGCUUCGUCUUGGGCUACUUUCAUACAGACGAAUAUUAAUAAGAGAAAGAACUUUGAAGACGGACCUGAUAAAUUUACUUCCAACAAAAAGCAAAAAUUUUGGGAUCAAGCUGACGAGUUGUUUGAUAUGAAAAAAUGCACUGCUUAA